Molecule: messenger RNA, 3286 nt
Organism: Dimorphilus gyrociliatus
Lineage: Eukaryota; Metazoa; Annelida; Polychaeta; Dinophilidae
Source: the annotation of a GenBank genome assembly
UAUGCCAAGUGCAGGAGCUCUAAUUGCACCGGUAAUAACCACAAUUAGCAGAGAUGGUCGAUCUGGACAAAAGAUUGAUACGUCCACAUUUGUAAUGCUUGAUACAGAUUCACAAAAUUGUAAAAUGUACUUUACAACCGACGGUACGAAGCCCAAUCCUUUCCAAUUAAAAUUGGCAGGAAGAGAGGUAACUUUUCGAUACAGUGGUCCAUUCACCCUUAAACCUGGAAAAAGAACCCUAAAAGCCAUAGCCGUUUCUCGAGAUGGCCUACAGGAGAGUAAUGUUGUGACCAGGACUUUUAGUGUUGACGAUGUUGGUGAACCCACUGAAGCUGAUGAAAAUUGGUUGGCAUCUUUAGAUGAAGAAGAUUUAAAAAGGACCAGAAGAAGCUGUCCUACGAUUAGUACCGGCGUUCCUAAAAUGACUCAUUCAUCAAAAUCAAAGAUAAAAGAAGCAUGGGGAAAUACGACAGCUUCCUAUAUAAGUCAUUCGGAUGGAAAACAUGAACAUGUCCCUGGUGUUGAUGGGCCAACUGAAAGUCAUGUCCAAGUUCCAGAAAAUGGAGGAUUUAUACCUACUAAUUAUAGUGGAACUCAAUAUAAUUUUUGGGGAGUGGCUCCAGCAGCAUUUCCAGCUCCAGGAAAUGGAGUUAGCUAUCCAUAUCAUUCUCAAUUGGGCUCCAUGACUCAACAAAUGCUAAACAACUUGAACAGAAAUUCUCAGCAAAUCUCUGUAGAAGAUAUGAGAAAAAUGCUUCAAGAAGAGGCAAAAAAGGCCUUACCACCUCCGCAACCGGAACCGAAAAUUGUAGAAGUUGAACGAGAGCCACCGUUAAAAGAUAGGAGUAGCGGAUCAUGGAGAGAACAAGUGGAUCAUUUGUACGCGCAUAUAAUAGACAAAUGCCAGAAAAAUGCUAAUCUAAGAGCUAAAUUUGCAAAUUCCAAACUAGGACGAGUAACUUCUGUUGAAUUUGAUGGUGAAGAAAGAGGUUUUCUUCUCACUGUUGCUGUCGCAAGAACUGAUAAACCACCGCCAACAGCCAAACCAGUCAAACCAGUCAAACCUCCAUCACCUCCAAAACCAGCUCCUGCUCCAGCUCCAGUAAAAGCGAAACCUAAACCAACAGUUACAAAAACAAAGAGACCGAUUGUGCCUCCAAAGGAAAUGAAAAAAGAGGAAAGAUUAAAGAGAGAGGAUCCAUACUUUGUUCAGGAAGACUAUGAACAGGAUAGGAGAAAGAAAAAGAAAAAAGUAUUAAAAGUACCGAAAAAGUCCUAUGUUGAUUCUUACUUUCUUAUGGAAGACUAUGAGCAAGAGGGAACUUUAAAACCUUGGCCGUCGUUUAAUGCCGAAAGAGACUGUGAAAUACUAAGAAAAGCUAUGAAAGGAAUAGGAACGGACGAGAAGGCAAUUAUUAAUGUAAUGACUUACAGAUCCAGUGUACAACGUCAGGAAAUUUACACGAUGUUUAAGACAAUGUUCGGAAAGGAUCUUAAAAAAGAAUUUGAUUCCGAGCUUAGCGGAAAUUUCAACCAAAUUUGUCAGGCUCUUUGUCUUGGAGCAGCUGAGUAUGAUGCUAGUGAAAUUCAUAGGGCAAUAGAUGGACUGGGAACAGACGAAGAUGCCCUUGUUGAAAUACUUUGCACGAGAACCAACCAACAAAUAGAGCGUGUAAAACAGCUCUAUAAGAAGAUGUAUAAUGUUGAAAUGGAGAAGGACGUUAUCGAUGAUACUUCUGGUCAUUUUAAGAGAUUACUUGUGUCACAAAUUCAGGCAAAUAGAGAUGAAAGCACGAAAUAUGACCAAACGGCUGCCAAAGCCGAUGCUAAAGCGCUGUAUGAUGCUGGUGAAGGUAAAUGGGGAACGGACGAGAGUAAAUUUAAUGAGAUACUCUGUUCAAGAAGUUUUGCUCAUUUGAGAGCAACUUUUAACGCUUAUGCAGAAAUUAGCAAGAAAGAUAUUGAAGAUGCUAUAAAGAGUGAAUUUUCCGGAGAUAUAAUGCAAGGUCUAUUAGCGGUAGUCAGAUGUAUUAGAGAUAAGCCAGCAUACUUUGCAAAACGUCUUCAGAAGGCAAUGAAAGGUCUAGGAACAGAUGAUGACGCCCUCUUACGAGUAGUCAUUACAAGAUGCGAGUGCGAUAUGGUUCAAAUAAAAGAGGCUUUUCAAAAGAACUACUCGGGAUCUUUGGCUGAAUGGAUUAAGGAUGAUACAUCUGGAGACUAUCUAGAAGCUUUAUUAGCGUUGAUUGGAGAAAGAGCAGCUCCUGUACCAUCUGCGGAAGAUUUAGCCGAAGCUGAACCUGAACCAGAACUUGAAGAAUAUGAAGAAGAGACAUUACCAGAAGACCCCACGCUUUUACCAGCCGACCCAUUUGACCCUAAGAGAGAUUGCGAGAUUCUAAGAAAAGCAAUGAAAGGCUUUGGUACAGAUGAAGCUGCAAUAAUAAGUGUUAUGGGGCAUAGAUCGUUCGAACAAAGAGCAGAUAUAGUGAAAAUGUAUAAGACUAUGUUCGGAAAAGAUUUAGUCAAAGAGCUAAAGAGUGAAACUUCCGGCAACUUCGCUCAGCUUUUAGAAUCCCUUUGCCUUGAUGCAAUCACUUUUGAUGCUAAGGAGUUAAAGAAAGCUAUGAAGGGUAUGGGAACUGAUGAGAAUGCGCUAAUCGAAAUAAUUUGUACCAGGUCGACAGCACAAAUGGCUGCAAUUGUGGAGAGAUAUAAGGAAUUAUAUAGUAAAACUUUAGAAGAUGAUAUUAUAUCUGAUACAUCCGGUCAUUUUAAGAGACUUUUAGUGGCUCUUGUACAAGCAAACAGACCGGAUACGGGUAAUACUAUAGAUAGAGCAAAGGCAAGAAAGGAUGCAAACGAUUUGUUUAAAGCUGGUGAAGAGAAAUGGGGAACAGACGAAAGUAGAUUUAAUGUUAUACUCUGUUCUAGAAGUUUCGGCCAAUUAAGGGCAACAUUUGAAGAGUACCAGAAACUGAGCAACAAAACUAUAGAAAAAAGUAUAGAAAGCGAGAUGAGUGGAGAUCUAAAGAAAGGAAUGCUUACUGUAAUUGCUUGUAUUAGAAAUAAAUCAGAGCAAUUUGCCAAGAUGCUACAUAAAUCUAUGAAAGGGUUAGGAACCGAUGACAAUUCCCUUAUACGUAUUCUUGUGACAAGAUGCGAAGUUGAUAUGGUUCAAAUAAAGGAGAAAUUCCAGAGUCUCUAUAAACAAACCUUAGCAGAAUUCAUUAAGGACGAUACAUCCGGAGAUUAUAGGAAGUUACUUCUCUCGCUAAUUGGUUAA